AUGUAUGUCUACAGAACCGUAAUCGAGCUCGAUGUGGGCUGUUCACUUAUUCAUCUGGCCCCCAGUCGCCUAGACAGUCAAGGUCAGGGUUUAGUUGUUGGCUUGUUCCCCGAGCUGGAAUGCAAAUGUUUCAUCACCAAUCGAAAUGACAUAGUCAGUGCGGGUUCGAGUGUCACCGCGAUUGGUGAUCAAAACGUUUGCAAUCCAACCACCAGACUCGGAGAACAGACCAUUAACCAAUCAGCGCACCCGAGCUACCUAUAUUCCACAACACUGACACGGUCAGGGUAUCUCCGGAAACGUGCAGUACGUAUCGUCGUACACUAUUUUUUUCCAGAAAGGCUAACGCGAGAUAUCAAGACGGGCAGCUUUCGGAAAGCUUCAGUGGUUGUCUUCGAAGCGUAA
Molecule: messenger RNA, 405 nt
Organism: Opisthorchis viverrini
Lineage: Eukaryota; Metazoa; Platyhelminthes; Trematoda; Opisthorchiida; Opisthorchiidae
Exons: 2
Coding region: 1-405 (134 amino acids)
Source: RefSeq, a predicted model, not a curated record